AGGUCACGUGUUGCGCCCCAGAUACUGUCUACGUUGCGGGAAGGGAAGUUAGCCCAGAGGCUGUCCCAGCUGCUAAAUCGAGGUUGCGGCUAGUUUGGAGCCGGUGGAGGCCCUAGCGGCGCUCCAGGAAGAUGCUACCAAGUACUUCAGUGAAUUCCCCAGUGCAGGGGAAUGGAGUGUUGAAUUCCAGAGAUGCAGCAAGACACACAGCAGGAGCAAAGCGCUACAAAUAUUUGAGAAGGCUUUUUCGUUUUCGGCAAAUGGAUUUUGAGUUUGCAGCAUGGCAGAUGCUCUACCUGUUCACUUCCCCACAGAAGGUUUAUAGAAACUUUCAUUAUCGAAAGCAGACAAAAGAUCAGUGGGCCAGAGAUGAUCCAGCUUUCUUGGUCCUGUUAAGUAUCUGGCUAUGUGUGUCUACUGUAGGAUUUGGCUUUGUGCUGGACAUGGGAUUUUUUAAGAUGAUAAAGCUUCUCCUUUGGGUUGUAUUCAUAGAUUGUGUGGGUGUUGGUCUUCUCAUCUCAACUCUAAUGUGGUUUAUCUCUAACAAGUACUUAGUGAAACGACAGAGCAGAGACUAUGAUGUGGAGUGGGGCUAUGCCUUCGAUGUGCAUUUGAAUGCUUUUUAUCCUCUCCUAGUCAUUCUGCAUUUUAUCCAACUUUUUUUCAUCAACCAUGUCAUACUAACAGACACAUUUAUUGGAUAUUUGGUUGGAAAUACGUUAUGGCUGAUUGCAGUUGGCUAUUACAUCUAUGUAACCUUCCUAGGAUACAGUGCAUUGCCAUUUUUGAAAAAUACAGUAAUUCUUCUCUAUCCAUUUGCACCUCUCAUUCUGCUCUACGGGCUGUCACUAGCGCUCGGAUGGAACUUCACCCACACACUGUGUUCCUUCUACAAGUACAGAGUAAAAUGAAAAAAAAAGUGAGACUAUUGUAUCUUAACUGUGUCUACAGUAUUGGUGAAGUGAUUUCUUAUGAAACUUGUAAGUAAACUCAUUGUAGAUAUCUUAAAGGUGUAAAGUUUGUGAAUUUAAGGAAAUAUAUAUGUUAACAUUAUUGUCAAAUACAUUCCUUAAAACUAAUUAAAUGUACAUUUCUAUAAUAAAUAUUUUUUAA
Messenger RNA from Pteronotus mesoamericanus, 1113 nucleotides. It is a transcript of the gene UNC50, whose product is annotated as unc-50 inner nuclear membrane RNA binding protein. The coding region runs from base 132 to 911 and encodes 259 amino acids. Gene Ontology annotation, cellular component: Golgi membrane. The transcript is spliced from 6 exons. Lineage: Eukaryota; Metazoa; Chordata; Mammalia; Chiroptera; Mormoopidae. The record is from RefSeq and is a predicted model, not a curated record.